AUCAGCAGAAUGAUAAUGGACAGGAGGAUUUUAUUAAUAUUCGGAUUGGCAGUAUGCCUGGCCGGUGUGCAGGGCCAGCACCUCGUGCAUUGCACCAAGACUCUUGACUGUCAGAGCCACCAUCCCCUCGAGCACUAUAGAUGCGGAUUGCACGAGUACAUCGUGUGUGAGGGAGGACACUGCGUCUGCUCCCUGGGAUUUGGGCCGGAGCCUUGUCAGACGCCCGCCGACUGCCAGGUCACUUGCACGGACCCUAGUGAGUCCCACUGUAUUGACAGCUACUGCGCGUGUCACGUGGCUUGAUGGACACAUGACACUAAACAUUGAAAUCGAUGCAGACGACAUACUCUGAUUUCUGUUCUGAUAAGCCAAUAAACAUAUAAAAAUGCGA
Molecule: messenger RNA, 391 nt
Organism: Mya arenaria
Lineage: Eukaryota; Metazoa; Mollusca; Bivalvia; Myida; Myidae
Product: tenascin-like
Exons: 3
Coding region: 10-303 (97 amino acids)
Source: RefSeq, a predicted model, not a curated record